CGUGCUCGCGUGCGCGCUCACCCCGGCUAUUGUGUUUUUAUCAACAAGGAGACCACCGUGGCCCUGCGAGUGACUGCGCUGCUCAACUGAACGACGAGAGACUGCUAAACCAUGGCGGACGAGCAAGAAAUAAUGUGCAAGUUGGAAAACAUCCUGGAAAUACGGAACAAGACGGUCCAGAUGCAGAAGAUCAAGUCUCGUCUGAAGGUUGAGUUUGAGGCUUUGGAGUCUGAGGAGAAGCAUCUGAAAGAGUACAAACAAGAGAUGGACCUGCUCCUGCAAGAGAAAAUGGCCCAUGUGGAAGAGCUGCGGCUCAUCCACGCUGACAUCAAUGUGAUGGAGAGCACCAUCAAGCAGUCGGAGAAUGACCUGAAUAAACUGCUAGAAACGACUCGCCGCCUGCAUGAUGAGUACAAACCUCUGAAGGAGCACGUCGAUGCCCUCAGGAUGACUUUAGGCCUACACAGACUCCCUAACCUGAACGAAGAGGAGGAGAAGCUGUCCCUGGAUUACUUUGAGAAGCAGAAGGCUGAGUGGCAGAAAGAGCCACAUGAGCCUGCCAUUCCAGAAUCUCUUGCUGCCGCUGCAGCGGCAGCUCAGCAGCUUCAGGUGUCCAGGAAGCAAGAUGCACGCCAGACAGCCACCUUUAGACAGCAACCACCACCGAUGAAGGCCUGCUUGUCCUGCCACCAGCAGAUUCAUCGUAAUGCUCCCAUCUGCCCGCUGUGCAAGGCCAAGAGCCGCUCCCGCAACCCAAAGAAGCCCAAGAGGAAGCCAGAUGAGUAGAUCCUACCCUGCCUGCAGCUGAAGUACCAUUUAAAAGGGACCUAGUCCGAUACAGUGAUCUCAGAUCAGCCAUUUACAUUAAGGAAUAUAUGGCUGAAGUAACAGAUUUGUGCUACUGGACAAUUUCCACAAACAGUCCCCACUUUAACAAAUUGUCUUAGUACCUUUUUCAUAAACUGUCAGUGAUUGAUAGAGAAUCUGGAUAUGUCAUCCUGUUGUUUGUUUUAAUCAGUGCUUUGGAUGUGUUAUAUGUAAAUGUAUGACUCCUAUAGUAGGUUUACUAGCCCCUAACCAUGUAGCUGAAUUAAUGCAACAAAAGAAACAUUGGUCUAAAUACUUUUGCCCAUGUUGCUAUGGUUUGUUGCCUUAGAUAUUGUACUGUACUUUCUACAUUAAUUUGCAAUGCAUGCUUGCUUCCAUGGAUAUCUGUUGUGUAUUUUUUGCCAAUAUAAGAUAGGUUUAAUUGCAAAGUUAAAUUAAACAUGUUAUUUUAAUGUUUACAGUGUUCAAGUGACCACAAAGGAGGGAAAAAAUGCCAGACUCAUUUGUGUUGUGUGUUUAAUUUUAAUACAGUGAUGAGAAAAUAAAUUGCUGUUUUGUACAAACCUU
This is a messenger RNA of Acanthopagrus latus (yellowfin seabream), 1395 nucleotides long. It is a transcript of the gene zc4h2, whose product is annotated as zinc finger, C4H2 domain containing. The coding region runs from base 112 to 786 and encodes 224 amino acids. Gene Ontology annotation, biological process: positive regulation of neuron differentiation. The record is from RefSeq and is a predicted model, not a curated record. Lineage: Eukaryota; Metazoa; Chordata; Actinopteri; Spariformes; Sparidae. Gene Ontology annotation, cellular component: nucleus. The transcript is spliced from 5 exons.